AUAUGACCCAAAUCUUUUCAUGCAGAUCUUUCGAUAUAUCGAUCUUCCAAAACGUUUAUAAGCAAAACCGCUAAUGCGUCAUUCCGGACAGCUACGUCAAGAAGUGAUUGUCUGACUUCAGUUGGCAUACAACAUGUUGCUUGGUGUGGCUGUUAUUGUAAGCUUGUUAUGGCUCUUUUAUAAACAUUGGGUAUCAGUCUAUAGUCACUGGAAGAAGAGGAACAUACCAUUUUACCCAGCCAAAUUCCCUUAUGGUAGUGAUCCAAACUUGGUGAAAUUAAAAGAAUACAGAGGCUACACUAUUGAUAAGAUGUAUCACAAAUUUGCUUCACAUCCAAUGUUUGGAGUUUUUUCUCUAAGGAGUCCAAUGCUGAUAAUCAAAGACCCAGAAAUAAUUCAGCUGGUUUUGACAAAAGAGUUUUCACACUUCAGAGACAGGGGCAUUAUUAAACUCCCUGAAAAAGACGUAUUAAAUCAUCAUUUAUUCCAUCUUGGAGGUGAAAAGUGGAGAGCUUUAAGAAUGAAACUUACUCCUACAUUUACCAGUGGAAAACUGAAAGCUAUGUUUCCACUUUUUAUCAGUUGUGCUGAGAGUUUCAGCUCCCUUUUGUUAUCUAAAGCUGAUUCAAAAAUUGAUAUAAAAGAACUAAUUGGUCGUUUCACAGCAGAUGUUAUUUGUAGCUGUGCAUUUGGCUUGGAAAUGGAUGUCAUAAACCACCCAGAUAGCAAACUUAGAAAGAUUGGGAUGGAAAGAAUAAAAUUAACAUUUCUAACAAAAUUAAAAAUUGCUGUCACUCGAUUAUUUCCAGCAUUGUCAGCAUUAUUAAAAAUAAGGUUUACUCCUUUAGAGGAUGAAAAUUACAUCAUAAAUCUUGUUAAGAAUAUAGUAGAACAACGAGAAAAAAAUGGCAUUGUAAGAAAUGAUUUCAUAGAUCUCUUAAUGCAAUUAAAAGAUAAAGGAAAUAUUGGAGAUGAUGGACAGGAAUUUGAAAAACCUUUUGAAAUGACAUUGGAACUAAUGGCAGCACAAUGUUUUGUCUUUUUUCUUGCUGGAUUUGAAACUUCAAGUUCAUUACAAAGUUUCUGCCUCUAUGAACUAGCACUUCACCAAGAUAUUCAAUCAAGAGUAAUUAAAGAGAUAAAUGAAAAAAUAGAAAGGAACAAUGGCCUUACAUAUAAGGCUCUGCAUGAAAUGGAAUAUCUAGAUAUGGUCAUAUCAGAAACAUCUAGGAAGUACCCAACAGUACCAGUCUUAAAUAGGUAUUGUACAAAGACUGUAACUCUGCGUUCUGGUCAAAAAAUAGAGCAGGAUACUAUGAUCAUCAUUCCUGUUUGGUCUUUGCACCAUGAUCCUCAAUACUUUUCGGAUCCAGAUAAAUUUGACCCUACACGGUUUUCACAAGAAAACAAAGACUCUAUUGUUCCUUACACUUAUUUGCCAUUUGGGGAAGGACCUAGAAUGUGUAUUGGAAUGAGAUUUGGACUUCUCCAAACCAAGGUGGGAAUUGUGACUCUCCUUCAAAAAUUUAAGGUAGAGCCAUGCGAAAAUACCAAGAUCCCUCUUGUAAUGGGAGGAAUUUCGGCCACUACUGCAUCUAAUGAGCCUAUUAUUAUUAAACUGAUAAAAAGAUCUUAAAUACAUUUUUGUUUCCAUUAGGGGAACAUUGAUAAUGCUGUCAUUCAUUUCCUUAUUGCCCAAUCAGUAUUUUGAAUGUAAAAUUCAAUGAGGUAUACUAUAUAUGUAUCACAACUCCCAUUAAAUUAAUUUAUUUUUACUCAAUCUAUUAUAUUUAACAUUAUAGUAUGAUAUUUCAAAUGUCCA
This is a messenger RNA of Nezara viridula (southern green stink bug), 1822 nucleotides long. Lineage: Eukaryota; Metazoa; Arthropoda; Insecta; Hemiptera; Pentatomidae. The record is from the annotation of a GenBank genome assembly.